Messenger RNA from Lucilia cuprina (Australian sheep blowfly), 1525 nucleotides. RefSeq lists its product as uncharacterized. Lineage: Eukaryota; Metazoa; Arthropoda; Insecta; Diptera; Calliphoridae. Bases 1154 to 1525 code for a protein of 123 amino acids. The transcript is spliced from 2 exons. The record is from RefSeq and is a predicted model, not a curated record.
GAUGAAGGAAAAUUGAAAAGAAACCAGUUGAAUGUUGUAAAAGUGAGACAUAAAACGCAAAUUGUUAAAACUUCAUUACAAAAUUAUGAAAUUUUUGUUAAUAAAAACAAAACAAAUUGACAAAUUUUACUAUAAACAUAUUACAUAAUAUACGUACUUAAAAAGACGAAUAAAAUUUAAAUGAAAUAAACAAAAAUAUAAACAAUUUAAAAACAAAACAAAGUAAUUGUUUCUGUCGCUAACAAGAAAAACUAACACAAGCAAAUUUUAAAAAAGAAAGAAGAAUAAUGAAAAAGGCAAAACAAAUAAAUGAAGACGAGUGAAAAAAUUUACUUAAAAUAUAAUGAUUUGAUAAUAACUUCUUAUAACAUAUAGAAGAAAAUCAAUUAAUAAAAAAAGAAAAUAUUGAAGUAAACAAUUGAUUGAUUGUACAAUACAUUGUAUGUAUGGAUGAAUGUGUAUAUGUAUGAAGAAACAAAAAAAAAAAACAGAAGUAAAAGAAAAUAAUAAAAGACGUGUGAGCGCUACUGACAGUGACGUAUUUAGUAAAAUCGUGCCGUGUAUAUUUGUUUUUGUACAAUAAAUUAUUAUACUUUUGUAUUUAUAUGUAUGUAUAGAUGUGUGUGUUUAUAUAUCUCUUUCAAUUAGAGAAAAUAAAUAUUAAUAAAAAUACAUAACAAGGAAGUUAAAAAGGAAUUAUAAAUAAGAAGAAGCAGAAGAUUUGGUGCUGCUGCUUUUUUGUGCAAAUUCACAUUUUCAAUUUACUUUUAUUUUAUUUGUUAUAUGGAAAUCAAGUGAGUGAUAGAUAGAUAUGUGUAUACUACGGUGAAAAGCAAAAAAAAAGGAAAAAUAAAUUCUUAAACGAGAUUUUUCUUUAAGCUUUUUUUAUUUUUGCUAAAAAUAGCAACAGUUUUUCUUGCAACAAUUUUUGUUCUGCCACUUUUUUUGGGCUAAUAAAUGUAACCAAAAAACAAAAUACAUACUUUUUUCAAUACAAUUUUGAUUUACAUUAAGAAAAAUAAACGAAUUGCAACAAAUAUUUAAGUUUAUAAAUAUUUCAAAUAUUUUUUCUAAAAAAAACGUGUUUUAAUAAAGUGAAAUCUUAAAAAAAUAUCAAAAACAUUAAAAGUGUACGUGUGAGUGUGUGUACAAUAUGCUACUGAAAUUUACUAAAACAAGUGGAACUGGAGCUGGUUCCAGUUCUUCCACAUCAUCAUCUAGCAUGGCUGGGACUUACAUUGCUCGUGGAACAGGUAUGCGUACCACAAUGUCUACCAUGUCCACAAUGAGCCCGCGUAUACAUCGUAAAGGUUUUCGAACCCCCUCAAAAAGACAUCCCGGCAAAGCUUUUCCCGGUAAACUACAUUCAGUUUCAAGGGUAAGUUUUUUACAGAAAACAUGGAAGAAAUUCUUUUAUAACUUUAUCAAUCAUAUUGGAAUUGCAAUGAAAUUUAUGGAUUUAAUACAUAUUUUAAUAUUUUUGAAACAUUUUAAAUAUUCUAGUUCAGUUUUAGAGCAGUCCUAG